Messenger RNA from Parus major (Great Tit), 3684 nucleotides. RefSeq lists its product as uncharacterized. The coding region runs from base 252 to 1730 and encodes 492 amino acids. The record is from RefSeq and is a predicted model, not a curated record. The transcript is spliced from 18 exons. Gene Ontology annotation, cellular component: precatalytic spliceosome. Gene Ontology annotation, molecular function: single-stranded RNA binding; double-stranded RNA binding; zinc ion binding. Lineage: Eukaryota; Metazoa; Chordata; Aves; Passeriformes; Paridae.
CGGGAAGGGCCGGGGGUGCCGCGGCCGCCCCGUCCCCGUCCCCGCCCGACGGCGCCGAGCUCAGGGCCGCGGUACCGGGGUCCCGCCACCCUUCCGUGCUUCUUCCGCGCCCGGCCUGGUGCAGUUCCCGCCCGCAAGCGGAUCGGUGGCAGGCUCCGGUGCGGCGGCGGGGAGCGCUCUCAGCUCCUCCGGGCUCUGGGCGCUGACGCGCCCGGCCCGCUGGGAGUUUUUUUAUCAUCUAAAAACUCAAUAUGGACCCUGAAAAUGAAAUAAAGAAGCAAGUAAACCCCUUUUACUGCAAUAUUUGCAAAAUCUGGUGUUCUUCUGCAUUAAACUUGCAGACGCACUUCCUUGGAGCAAAACACAAGACGUCUCUUUCUUCCUUGUUGGUUGAUAACUUGAUAACUCAGGUUGAAGAAGCAUUGAAACUUCAUGGCAUGUUUAAAACAGAAAGUUGCUUAGGGAAGAAAGUGAAAACUCCUGCAAAACUCCCUGAUUUUGUGCCACUGGAGCCAGAGAAGUUUCAUGGACCAGAGAAGUUUCAUGCACAGACAUUGGAAGACCAGCUUAAUACGUGUAAAGAUUCUGAGCCUGCACUUGGACUUAAUUACAUAAUAGAAUACCGAACAAAAGACAAUGUUCCUUUUCUCUAUGAAUGUCAACUAUGCUACUGUAAAACAGGACUGAGUAACAUGUUCAUGCAUGUUUGUGGUUCCAAGCACAGACUGGCAUACUUGAGACAACAUUAUCCAGAGAUAGCACAAUCUGAUGAAGUUAAGGGUAAAGGCUCUGAACUGAACAAAAAAGUUAGGCAAGUUGGAUUAACAAUUGAGAAGAAAGAAGGAAGAAAACAAAUACAGGUUGUUACAGGUGUUCCAACAAUGAGAAGGAAAUGGCAAGAAUUUCCCAGUGCAGAGGACAGCCCUUUAAAAGCUAAAGUUCAGCAUGUGGAUGUGCCCCUUAGUAAUGCAGAAAAAACAGAUAAUGAAGAUGGGAAACUGACAGACCCUAUGCAAGAUGAAAAUAAUGUUCAGGAGGAGAAUGAAGAAGGGCAGAAAGAACAGGCAAAACCAGAUGAAAACUUUGAACCUAAUAAUGCUAUUGAAAGCAGCAAAGUCAGCAACUCAGAAGGAAAGCCUGUGUGUGAGACCAAUAAGCAAUCAGAGGAAGAAAACAAGGAAGCUCAGCAAGAACUUACGGCAAAUCCUGAAGAAUUCACUAGUCAAGAAGAACUUUUGGGUUAUUUGCAAAGUUUUGAGAUACUGAAUGAAGAUGAUGCUUCAUUUAUCCUGAAAGUUACACAGACUCUCACAAAUGCACUGGUGGAAUAUCGUCAGCAGGCUGUAUCAAACAAAGACCACUUAGAUACUGGAUAUAAUGGAGAAGCAGCACUAGAAUAUUCCACAGAACAACCUGGCCUGCCUUCAGCAGAUAGUAGUGACUUUGACACUGACUACUCAAGCAGCAGAUCAGCUGAGCAGUUCUUACCAGUCAAUGAAGAUGAACCCCAGAACUUCUCAACUGGCUCUUUGGAAAUAGCAUACGAGAACAACAUCACAACUGAAUUUCUGAACAGUGUAAGGAACAUGAAUGCUGAGGAAGUUACUGCCACCCUACACAAAAUAGCAGCAUCAAAUCCAGCUUUCAGAGGAAUUGAUAUACCGAAUGUUAUAAGGAUCCUGACUGAAAGUGGAACUCUGAGAGGACCAAGCAAUGGCAGCACACAGUGACAUUUGGUAUUUAAUAGAGAUAUUAUGUGGGGACUAACAGUGGUCAAAUAAGAGAUUUUUCGGCUUCGGGCACUAGCUUGAGCACGUGGGAAAGUCAAGUACACAACACUCUCACUCUGGCCUGAGAAAUCACAAGAAGGAAUCCAAACAGUCCUUGGAGAGGGAAAACAACCUUUGCAGGUGUUGUUUGUUCCUUGUUCCUUACUUGUAAGAAAGGGUCAAGGGGCAAUGUUCCUAACUGUCCCAUGAUGGUGAUGUUUUAGUUUCAUGACCAAUGAGAGUUUUACCUUUUUGGACCUGCUCAGAACUGUUUAUAGAAGAUCUGGAAGAAUAAAACUUGCACUCUUUUGCAACUAAGGCUAGAGAGUCUGUGUUGUCACUUCACCGUUCCUAAUACAGUGCAACAAUGUUAUAGCAGUGUUUACUUUCUGUAAGUUUAUUUUACUUCAUUUUACCUCAGUGGAGUUAUUUUGUUACAUUUAAGUUUUGUACAGUGUUUUUCUUUAAAUUAUAUUCAUAAUUAGGGUUUGAUAUUCUUGUUAUUUAUUUCUCCAUUUAGCUGAAAGUUCUGUAUUGUGGAAAGGUUGUAAAGCUCAUGUUCAUUCUUUCCAUCUUAAAACAGCUCUUUAAAACAGGUAACUUGUUUUUUUCAUUAUUAUUAAACACUGCACAUUGACAGUCUGAUCUCUUCUUAUUGUUGGUUCUUUUACAAAGAAUUAUCAGCAGAAUGAAAUACUGCACUCAGCAAAACAAGCUCAUCCUACAACUAAUAAUUGGAAGUUAUUCACUGUCUGUUGGGACUGAGUAGAAAGCCUUUGUAAUCAAAAACCCUUUCCCAUAUAAGGGUUACUAACAGGUCUCAACAUUUUUUUUCUUAAUGAGAUGAAAAAUAAUAAUAAAAAGUCAGCGCUGUAAGUCUCAUGCUGAGAUGAGAAGUGCCUGGGUUAUAGCCGAUUUGGGGAGCAUAGAAGCUUCAGCAAAGUUAGUGGAAGUUAGGUACGUUUUGCAAAUUUAGAGAUAUAUCCCAAGGUGUAACCAGGCUCUGGCUAAGAGGCACUGAUGUGGUGGUAAAAGCAUCUUUUGUCAUUUAUCCUGCUCAUACGAGAAUGAAAUGAAAGCUGGUUUAUAUUGUCCUUCAGGCUCCUUUAACAUUAUUUUUUUUCCAACUAAAGUAGUACUGGUUCUGACUGAAUGUACAUGUCUAUAUAUUAAUGACUUCUACUUUUGUAGGAGGGUGAAAAAAACAUUUUGGAUGGUUAGAAAUUAGUUUGCUUGGGAAAAAAUAUUUUUUUUAAGUGAAGCUGUGUGAGUAAAAUUCACUUCCUGCUUGUGAUGCUGGGUAGCAUUCAUUGGUUCUAAUUAAAGCUCUUCAGCUUUGCAGCCAAAUACUGGUGUAAUUUAGACAUGCUGGGGCCAGAUGGCAAAUGAACUUUUUAGUGUUAACUUAUAUUUUUUUUGAGAUCUGGAUGGAAUUUGAGAAUAUUCAUCCUGAUGGUUUCACAUCUCCAUACCAUGGAAUGCAAGAUGCAGUAAAACUAAGGUAACAAAGAAAGCAGCAACAAAAUUUAUGAAUUUGAUUAUAUGAACAGACCCAGGGAGGAAAACAGUUUACAGACAAAUCACUGCUUUAAAGAAACUGAGGAAUUUCUGGAAUGCACCUAAAUCUGUUCUUAUCAGAGGCAGAGAUGGAACCAGAGUUCUUACAGUUCACUUACUUUGUAUAGGAAAUGUUAAUGCCUGCUUAAUAAAGGUGAAUUUAGUCGUAGGAAUGCUGAAAAUAUAAAUAUCUUUUUCCUGUUUGUUUUCAAGGUGCUGAACUCUGUUUGUAUUAAAACAAUAAAACCAGAAUAUUCAGCUGUUGUCAAUGGCCAUGUCUGAGACAGCUUCUUUUUCCUCUUACUGUGGAAUCAUUCCAAGUGGAAAUAAAGUUACAAUAAAGUUGAAAUAACUUGGA